CUGAACCCUCCGCUGUUCUUCGAGAUCGUGGAGGACCAGGUGUACCGCUCCAACAAGUGCGACGCGUCGUCGAUCCCGUUUCUGGCCACGCUGCAGCUCAACACGGUGGUGUAUCUCUCGUACGACGACCUCUCGCGCGACUUGGCGGCGUUCUUCGCCGAGAAAGAGAUCAAUGUGAUCCACCUGGGCAUGAAAUACCGCACGGCGUCUUCGCAAUGGAAAGGAAUCUCGGAAGGAAUGGCCAAGGAGGCGAUCGAGUGCAUCCUGGAUCAGAGACGCCAUCCCAUUCUCGUUAUGUGCAAGACUGGUGUGCACUUUGCAGGAACCAUGAUCGGCUGUUUGCGGCGUCUGCAGAAUUGGAGCUUGACUUCGACUAUUGAUAAGUAUCGGAACAUUGCGGGCAGUGUCAAGACGAGGUUCGAGAACGAGCAGUUCAUUGAGCUCUUCGACGUGGACUUGGUCACGUUGCCGCAACAACUGCCAUCGUGGUUUACGGUCCAUCAGCGACUAAUGGUA
Molecule: messenger RNA, 516 nt
Organism: Phytophthora sojae
Lineage: Eukaryota; Oomycota; Peronosporomycetes; Peronosporales; Peronosporaceae
Exons: 4
Molecular function (GO): phosphatase activity
Source: RefSeq, a predicted model, not a curated record